Messenger RNA from Labrus mixtus (cuckoo wrasse), 6922 nucleotides. It is a transcript of the gene mcf2la, whose product is annotated as mcf.2 cell line derived transforming sequence-like a. The record is from RefSeq and is a predicted model, not a curated record. Gene Ontology annotation, molecular function: guanyl-nucleotide exchange factor activity; protein binding. NCBI's taxonomy places the organism in Eukaryota, Metazoa, Chordata, Actinopteri, Labriformes, Labridae. Bases 329 to 3850 code for a protein of 1173 amino acids. Gene Ontology annotation, biological process: positive regulation of Rho protein signal transduction; intracellular signal transduction. Gene Ontology annotation, cellular component: cytoplasm; extrinsic component of membrane. The transcript has 33 exons.
GAGGUCUGCAGCCCUACAUACGGAUCGUUACUCGGUCAAGGUGAAAACAAACUGUGGGAGGAUGUUUGAAUCCUCUGCUCAGUCAGGUAUAGGAACACAGACUUCCACAGAAGCAGGGAGGGGCUGGAGAAAGAGAAGAGGUGUGAUUACUCAGGAAACUUUGACAGGUGUGUGUGUGUGUGUGUGUGUGUGUGAGAGAGACAAACAGGGAGGAAACAGGAAUGAGGAGAUCAGGAUGAGGCGGAGGAUAUGUUUCUUUCUUCUCUGCGUGUGGAGAUAAAGGAGACGCUGAGGGAGGAAGAGGAGAUCAGACAGACUGAGGGACGGGAUGAAGGACCGCAGAGGAACGCAGGAUUAUGAGGGAGGGAGUUUCAUGUGCAUCUCGCUGGAGGAGAUGGAGAGUUACUACAGAUACAGCAAGUGCUGCCAGCAGCUGCAGAAUGACAUCGUGCACAGGGAGGAUCCUCCUCUGUUUGCAGCAGAAAUCGGCUCCGAGCUGCAGAAACAGUUUGCCAUCCUGCCAGGCGGCCGCGGGAUGAACGGCAGCCCCGUCAUGGUCUUCCCAGAGUUCCCAGCUUUCAGCGAGCUGGAGGAGGAGGAGAUGCAGAACGUCUUUAGCUACCUCACUCGUGUCCCCAGCGUUGCAGCCUCAGGAGAGGGUUUCAUCCUGGUCAUCGACAGACGACUGGACCGAUGGGCUGCCGUCAGGGCUACCCUGCUCCGCAUCGCUGGUUCAUUUCCAGGGAACUUACACUUGGUUCUGGUGUUGCGUCCCAAUACUUUGUUCCAGCGGACUCUGUCAGACUUCUUGUUCAAGUUCAACAAGGAUGAGUUCAAGAUGAAGGUGGUGAUGCUGAGUUCAGUGACUGAGCUCCAUGCUUAUAUCGACCCGGGACAAUUGACCCCAGAGUUUGGAGGCACGCAGGAGUACUGCCAUGAGAGCUGGAUCUCACAUCGCACUGCAAUCGAAGCGUUCGCCCUCAUGGUGAAGACGACGGCUCAGACCCUGCAGGCGUUCGGCACGGAGCUCGCAGAGACAGAAUUACCGAACGACGCCGAGGCCACCACCAACCUGCUGCACGCACACACGCUGAAGAAGGACACUAUGAAGGAGGACCUGCAGGUGGCGCUGUCUCAAGGGGGACGCCUGCUGGAGUGCAUUAAUGAGCCUCUGCAGACAGAACCUGAGUACAGCAUGACCUACGAUGAACUGGAAAACUUAGCGACUGUACAGAGACUCCUGGGCCAGCUGGACGAAACAGAGACGGCGUUUGACGACUUCUGGGAGCGCCACCGCACCAAGCUGGAGCAGUGUUUACAGCUCCGACAUUUUGAGCAGCACUUCCGUGAAGUGCGAGGCCAGCUUGACGCAACAUCAGAGCGUUUGUCCGGCUUCUCAGAGGUCAGCGUUAACCCCGCGCACGCCGAGCACGUCCUCCGAGAGCUCAGCGGCCAUGAGAGCAAAGCCUGUGACAUACUCGACUGCGCCCUGUCGCUGGCCAGUGAGGGCGACCUCCUGAUAGAAAACUCCCACUACGCCGAGGACUCCAUCAGGCCGAAGUGCAGCGAGCUGAGAGGAGUGUGUGAGGAGAUCGGCUCCACUCUGAGGAGCAAGAAGAACCUCCUGCUCAGAGCCAUGGAGCUCCACCAAGCUCUGGAGAAGGCGUCUCGGUGGUGUGAGGAGGGGAUCUUCCUGUUGGCGAGCCAGCCGGUUGACCGCUGUCAGUCUCAGGACGGAGCCGAAGCAGCUCUGCAGGAGCUGGAGCGAUACCUGGACACGGCUGCACCGCACACGCUCGCUGACUGCAGCGCCAUCUGCUGCCAGUACGAGCCGGUGCUCACUCCUCAGCUCAGGGACCAGGUGGAGAGAGUUUUCCAGAAGCAAACAUCCGUCCAGGAGAUGUUCGAGAAGAGACGCAUCAGUCUGAAGAAACUCGCCGCCAAACAGACCAGACCAGUCCAGCCAGUGGCCCCCAGACCUGAAGUCAAGUCUCCUCUCUCCUCUCCCAAUCAACAGAGAAAAGAGAGAAGAUACUCUGCGGAUAAUGUCAUCUGCAAAAAGGCGGAGUCUCCCGUGCUAAACGGCGGCACCAGACAUGCGUCCCUCUCAGAAGAAGAAGAGAAUCUGGCUGUGCUUCGUCGCCACGUGAUGAAUGAGCUGCUGGAGACGGAGAGGGCGUACGUGGAGGAGCUGCUGUGUGUGCUGGAGGGCUACGCAGCAGAGAUGGACAACCCGGCCAUGGCGCCCCUCAUCCCGAACACGCUGCUCAGCAAGAAGGACGUCCUGUUUGGAAACAUGUCUGAAAUCCACCAGUUUCACAAGAGGACGUUUCUGAAGGAGCUGGAAGCGUACACCGACUGCCCAGAACUGGUGGGCCGCUGCUUUUUAGAGAGGAUGAAGGACCUGCAGAUCUACGAGGCGUACUGUCAGAACAAACCUCGCUCUGAGAGCCUGUGGAGACAAUGCUCCGACUGUGCCUUCUUCCAGGAGUGCCAGAAGAAGCUGGAACAUAAACUUGGUUUGGACUCCUACCUCCUCAAACCCGUCCAGAGAAUCACCAAGUACCAGCUCCUGCUCAAGGAGAUGUUGAAGUACAGUAAGGGCUGUGACGGCAGCGACCACCUGCAGGAAGCUCUCUCGUCCAUCCUCGGGAUCCUGAAAGCUGUUAAUGACUCCAUGCACCUCAUCGCCAUCACAGGAUACGAGGGUAACCUGUCAGAGCUCGGCCGCCUGCUGAUGCAGGGCUCCUUCAGCGUGUGGACGGAGCAUAAGAAAGGGCACGCCAAGGUGAAGGACCUGGCUCGGUUUAAGCCCAUGCAGCGGCACCUGUUCCUGCACCAGAAGGCCCUGCUCUUCUGUAAGAGGAGGGAGGAGAACGGGGAGGGAUACGAGAAAGCUCCGUCGUACAGCUUCAAACACUCGCUCAGUAUGAGCGCGGUGGGUUUUACAGAGAACGCGAAAGGGGACAACAAGAAGUUUGAGAUUUGGUGCAACUCCAGGGAUGAAGUUUUUAUAGUGCAGGCUCCGACGCCGGAGAUUAAAACAACGUGGGUGAACGAGAUCCGGAAAGUUCUGACGCAGCAGCUCAAAGCCUGCAGAGAUGCCAGCCAGCAGAAGAUCUCAGACUCUGUCUCUCCAAGUCCCACCAGCAACAACACGUCCAUCUCCCUCAGUCCCUUUCGUAGCAACGGUCAGAAAAACCAGAAGAAGCAGGAGGAGAAGAAGGUGGAGCCGAGCACAAUAUCAGACGUCAACUCAUCGCCCAAACACAGAGAUGAACCGGUGACCAGCCCGACCACUGACAGGUCCUCAGUGGCUAAAAAGCGUUUUACUUUGCAGGGCUUCAGCAAUCUCAAGAGUCCCAAAGGCUCCACCCUGAGCCCCGAGCACGCCUCCAAACGCCACUUGGUCAAGAGUGACCCCACCCCGUUUGGGUUCAAAGGCUGGAACAAGGCGUCUCUCUCUGUGGACGCCUCAGAGGAGAACGAUGGGUACUCGAGCAGUGAGGACCCCAUCACGUCCGAGCCCGAGGACGACGUGGGGAAGAAACUGGCUCCGGGGAAGUACACGGUGGUGGCGGACUGUGAGAAGGCGGGACCUCAGGAGCUGUCCGUCAAGAGUGGAGACAUGGUGCAGCUAAUCAGAGAAGGAGAGGAGGGACAGUGGUUUGUGAAGAACCUCCGCACCAGUAAGGAGGGCUGGGUGGCAGCAGCAAACCUCCUCAGCCUCAUCUCAGAGUCCAAGUCGUCGCAGUCGCUCAGCAGCUCAGAUGGCAGCGUCUCCGGUAACAUCAGCACUUCUUCCAGCUGCAGUGAGACUUACACCAGCUACUCCGACAUCAAACCCUGACGCCUCCAUCCCUCCCUCGACUGAAAAAACAAACAUUUUCCCCCCGUGGAUUUACAAACCCAGAGAGCUGACCCUGACAGGAGGAGGAGGACGGGGAUCAUCACAUCCACCUUACAGUUUGUCAGAGUCAAGCAGAAAAACCAAAGCUGCCCUCGUAUCUGAAUGUUCCCAGUGUUUUAGUUUAGACUGAAUCUGCAGCGUUACUCUCUCUUCUCGUUCAAAACAUUUCCUGUACUUCACAUAUUUUGGGAUCUUAAUUUUAGAUCCCAACAUAUGUAAAACAACAGGUUUAAAAAUAACACUCUGUAAAUGUAUGUUAGGUAUUUUUGCUGUUCAUUCCAGUGACAGAAAAUUCAUAUUCUUUAAAUACCAAUGAAUACUAGUUCCUCAACGAGCACGUUUAAGUCACCCGCCGUGUUUCCUCCUGUCAGGCCCUCCUCACUUACGUCUGUAAACGCCACAGAGAAGCUUCAAUAACCCCUCGGAUCAUGUAGCAUCAAAUCAGACAGAUUGAAAGAGUAUCUGCAUUAAAAAAACGCGAGCUGUCAGCAGCUUAAAAAACUGUUCAAACCUCAACCUUCCUGAACCUUACAAGUGGACAACAUCUCGGCAAAGCAGCAGGUUGAUGUGUGAAACAUCCUCUUAUUGGCUCUUCACACUGUGAAAAGUGGCAGCUGGCUGCAAAAAGAAAAAUACUUAAGAGUGGUGUCAGUGGAUUUAAUGCGUCAGUGUUCGUCCCAUUCAUGAUAGUUAAUUAGCCCCUCCCUUCAGCUUGGUGUACUGGUGUUAACUGAACACGCACUCCACGAGAACGGCAGCUUGGAACAACUUCUAAACCUCCUUUUGUUUCGCUUAGUGAUUUAGCAACUCGUCUCUGAUUUGCUCUGGAGUCACCUCUCAGGAAGCCCUAGAAGUCGUGUGGGCAGGCAGGUGUGACUGCAUGCCUGCGUGUGUCACCUGAAAUGUCUUUGUGUGUGUGUGUGUGUGUGUGUGUGUGUGUGUGUGUGUGUGUGUGUGUGUGUGUGUGUGUGUGUGUGUGUGUGUGUGUGUGUGUGUGUGUGUGUGUGUGUGUGUGCUGCCGAAGUAACAACAAGAUUAUGUCCCUGAAGAGCCCGACCAAUAUUUUUGUUUUACGAUACAGCUCAACCAGCCACCAUAAAUCAGAAGGAAAAUGUACUUUAGGUGCAGAUAAAAUAAAGCUUUUAACAGAGCAAGGACUGAUGACCAAACAAUACAAACAUAGGAAAAAUGUAAACAACAAAUCCCUCAUCUGUCGGCCUCUAACUGCAUAUCUUUUCCAACUGUAUUAAAGUAAAACACACUUAGUUUAUUUUCACAUCAGACAGAGAAAAAAAGCAGCAAAUACACAAAUUUUAGAGCCUUAAAGUAGGUAAGAACUGCUGCUGUGCUUACACAAUAAAAAAACAAACAAAGGUGGAGGAUUAGAGCCUGAGUGAUAUUUAUGUUGUAGCCCAUCACAGGAAUAUAGGCAUCAUCAUCAGUGCAUCCUCGCUCGAUUUUAUACAAUCAUGGCAGCACUUUCUGCAGCUCGUGCAGUGUGGUGUUUAAUUCUGCAGCACCUUUUGCAUUGUCAUAUUGCUGCACAGUCCAACUGGGAAGAUAUUCCACUUCAUUUUAAAUGUGUUAAUCGAUGCCCUCUGUAUCCACAUGAGUCAGGCUCUUAUCUCUUAGAAGUUACACUGAAGCUAAAAGUUCAUUCUCAUGAAUGUGCAUGCUGGAUUUAUUUUCUAAAAAGGUCAAGUUUAUUGAUGAAGACAAAUGCACAUCCAAACCUCUUCAUCGUGAUCAAGUUUUAUGCGACGGCCUCUCCCCUCACCUAUCUUUGCUCUGCACUGCAGCAACAAAGGCCGUCUUUGUCCCCUCCCUGCGCUCCCAGCCCCGCUCAGGCAUGUGACAGUAUCUCCACCUCUCUCUCUCUCUCUGAGCUAACCGGGCCCUGUCAGACCUCCAGGACAUGUUUGCAGUGCACCACCAGCCUGAGAGCAAUAUUUGCUUACUUGACACCUCAAUGUAGCUGAGUAAUCUUCACGGUGGAAGGAAGCUCGAUAGCUGUGUUGUAAAAAUGAGGAUGUUUAUAUAGUUUGAUAACACAACCAGCUGCUGUGACGCUCUUCUUUAUACACAAAACUUGUGCUGUUCUGAUCACUGAAUGACACCUUUUUAUUACAUGUUUUUUCCACAGUAAACAUGUUUUUUAUACCACAAAAUUUCUACUGAAUCCAGAAGGCCGCUGUAAAACAAUCUCCUCCUUUUUCCGUCUUAAAUGUUGAAUGUUUGACUCUGUUAUGAACUCAGCCCCACCUGUGCAUUCCUUGGUUCAGAUUGUAUUCGUCCGCUGGAUUUACAAACUAAGUUGAGCUGUGGUUUCGGCCUCUUUGCUGAUGUAAAACCAGGAUUUUAAUCGAAUGUGGGUGUCCCUGUGGAAGGAGAGCGUUGUAGAAAAAAUAAGAAACUACUUAACGGGCCUCUUGGUGUCAAACUGUGGCUGGUAUUAUGUGUCGUAAAAUCUGUAAGAAUGAGAAAUGUGUGUUAUCCUUGUACAGAUCUUAUACCUCACAUUGUUUUCCUCCAGCGCAUGUAUAUUGUGAAGAGGUUUAUGGGGUUUUUGUGAGUCUUCUUGUCUCUCUGUACAUCCGCAUGUUCUUCAAAGAUAUCAUUUAAAACUCUCACGUUAUCGCCCCUGAAUGAGAUAAGUAUUUUUUACCAGGCACUGUUGUAAUGUGUGAGAGUUUUUUUUUUUUUGCCCUCUUGUAAAAGCUGACACGGGCACUAAACUUGUCAGUGUUUUGUCAUGAUCACAUAAUGUUGAAUUAUUUGUAUUUUCGACUUGAAAGGCCGGAGAAAUGAGAAGGGUUACUAUAUUUUUUAGUUUCUUUUUAUGCAGCACAUUGCAGCAACCACUGUCUUUAUUUUCCUAUUGUAUCUACUGAGUAUGGUGUUGAUAUAAAUAUAUUAUAAUGAGACAUAUCAGUGUAUAUUUGUACAUAUGUAAUUCUGAAUUGUAUGUAAAAUAAAAUGCAGCUUUAAUAAAGUCUGAGACAGUUUCCUCUA